CUGUCUAGUCGGUGUACCAUCUCUCCUCCCCCUCCCCUCUUCCUCAUACCUCCCUCUCUCCUUCCCAGCCUCCGUCGUCCGACCCUGGUGGUUAGGCCAGAAUGUGGCUCUACCGUGGUGCCCAGUCCGCCGUUUUCUACUAUGCCACCUGCACGCCCUGUGCCGGCUCCCUAGACCGCCACAAGCGCAAGAAGGAAGCCGCCCGGUCGAAACGUGAAAAGGCCAAGAUCGAGGCCGUCGUCACCGACCAGCCAAAACCGUUACCGCAGCCGACUGCGUUCAGCACCAAUCCAGGAUGGGCGGAGGAGAUUGCUCUAGGCCCGGGUCCGCCGACAAGAAGAGGUGGCCAUCGGACCGCACACCGUCGGACGGACUCAUGGAACACUGGCAUUUCGGCAGAGUCCGUGCGGGAUGCGAAUCGCGCAGAGGGUUCGUCGCAUAGGAAGGAUAAACUGAAGCAUCCGUUGGGCGAUCGGUGGAACCGUAUGCGGUAUCAGCGCGAGGACGAGCCGCUAUGGGGCCAGGAUGCGGAGGUCAAGGGCUCUUCGGUUGGACUCUCGGGGAGCGGCAAAGCAGAUGCUAGCUCCUCGAGCAAAUACUAUAUCGCUCGCGUGCCCCCGGUUAACGAUCUUCACCCCCCGAUUGUGAGUGGGCCCAAGAGUCGGGCUGAGACCCGGUGGAUGUUACAGCCCCCACCCAGCGCGCGGGUGAUGGCCGGCAAGGAUCGUGUUGGGGAUGCUGCCCACAACGACGACAACGAAUACAGCGGUCAGCGUGCAGACGGUGAGCACACCGACAAGACGCCCGUCCAGCCCAGCCAGCUGCUGCUGCCGCGGCUAGACACCCAGACUUCCGAAAAGACCGUCAGACCGUCUCCACCGCGAAUGGCCCCCGAUGGUUGGUUCGAUCCGAGAUCCGCAGGCUCGGAAACUAACGACCAGCGUCCUCAUUCGCCCACGACCCCCCGGUUCAUGUACGGAUGUGAUGAGUCCAACUUCGUAAUAUCCCCCUCUUUCCGCUCGCGCUCCGACUCCUGUUCCACCCUGUCGUCCCCCGGGGAUUCCGAGGGCGAGUCCCCCCGCGUCUCCUUCCACUCGCCAGGGACCCCGACCUCCCGGCCUGUCUCCAAAGCAACACAAGAUAGCGGUAAACACUUCCCUCCAACAAUUUCUCAAACCCUAUCUACGUUGCCACGUGACAACAACAAGGUGCAACUGUUGCAUUUGGAAAUCAAUGACUCGCCUGACGAUAUCGGACUAGGUCAGCUUGAGCGUCUCCGGCCCUGGCGCUGGAGUAUGGAUAUAUGACCGUGACAGCCGUCCGUCCUUUUUUGCCGCAUCCCCCUUUUUGUGCCUUGUUUAUCAUGGAAGCCUGCAUUUGAUUUUGCUCCUUGGGUAGGAGAAUACCCCCUCUACUGUUGGAAUUUAGUUGGCUUGUUUUGUG
Messenger RNA from Aspergillus heteromorphus CBS 117.55, 1443 nucleotides. RefSeq lists its product as uncharacterized. Bases 102 to 1307 code for a protein of 401 amino acids. Lineage: Eukaryota; Fungi; Ascomycota; Eurotiomycetes; Eurotiales; Aspergillaceae. The record is from RefSeq and is a predicted model, not a curated record. The transcript has a single exon.